AAGUGGGAAAGCAUGGCGUUAAAAUUAUCGUAAAGAAUUCAAUUUUUUUCUUGUGUUUAAGUCACUUCAACGAUGUCUGAGAAAGCUGAAGGAAAAGGCGAAAGUUCCAACUCUUCUGUGCAACUAGUGAAAAGCGAAAAAAUAGAUGGUGAAUCUUCACCUAAAAGGAUCAAACUUAUGGACAAUGUCAACGAUUUGAAGAAGAUGAGUAAAGACUCUUUAUUAUCAAAGUUCCAAGAACAAGAAAAAUAUAUUGAUCAUCUCGAAGAUAAAGUCAAUAAUACUUCAAAUGCUGGUGAAAUAACAUCACUUCGUGAGUCAGAGGAGAAAUUAAAGUUCCAACAACAGGAGUCAACUCGACGUGAAAAUGUUCUUGUGAUGCGCUUGGCAACGAAGGAACAGGAAAUGCAGGAACUAUUGACCCAAAUUCAUGACCUGAAACAGGCCCAGAAUCCUGCAGGAGCACAGCUUCGCUCAACUCUUCUUGACCCAGCCGUCAAUAUCGUGUUUCAACGAAUGAAAUCAGAGUUAGAUGAAACUAAGGAAAAAUUGGAACAGGCACAAAACGACUUGAGCGCAUGGAAAUUCACACCUGACAGUGUCACAGGGAAAAAGUUGAUGGCGAAAUGUCGUAUGUUGAUACAAGAGAAUCAAGAGCUCGGUCGACAACUUUCGCAAGGUCGGGUCGCUCAGCUUGAGGCAGAGUUGGCUUUGCAAAAAAAAUACAGCGAAGAACUCAAAACUAGUCAAGAUGAACUCAAUGAGUUUGUGAUCCAACUAGACGAAGAGGUCGAAGGAAUGCAAUCGACCAUUUUGACCUUGCAACAGCAACUAAAAGGAGUUAAGAAUGAACUGGUUGAAGAGAAACAGAGUUCUGAAAAACGUGUUGAACAGAUUCGCAUCUUGGAGCGAAAUUUAGACCUGGCUAGAACUCAACCGCCCAGCCCUGUCGAGGUGGAAAAAUCAGCCGGAGUAGAGGAAAUGCAGUGUGACGGUAUUGAUAGAACAGAAGGUGAAAACCUGGGGUCUGGGCUCGAGAGGAUGGAGACCGAGUGCAGCAAUAUUGAGGCUGGGGAGAGCAACAUGAAACCAGAAGUUAGAGACUCCGAGCUUCGGGCUGUUGAACCGGAGUUAGAAAAUAUGAUGGCGGAGAACGUGUUUUCAAGCCACAAGAACGUGUCUUCUGAGGAAGAAAGUGCGCAAUCUGAAGUGAAAAUCGUGAUUACACAAGACACUGACGUGCUCUCGAAAAUAGGAAUUGCGAACGCCGAAAACGAGAUGAACAACGAGAGCGAGACCGCUCGCUGUGAAUCUGGACACGAUCAUCUGGGCACGGAAAACACAAACAUCAGCACGGAAAACGCGAAGACCAACCAAGAAAACGCGAACCAGGAAAACGCCAAGAUCAACACGGAAGAUGCGACGUCAAGAACCAUUGAAAGAGUUAGUCCAUUCAGCCCAGCCCGAGAACCCACUGUUCGUAAAUCAUCCGGUACUCCCCCCUGCUCAACGACUUUCUCCAUUAGCCAAAUACUUGGGGAACCCAAAAGGACGCCCUCGCCUGACAUUCCUCCGGGGGGUGAUGCCGUUGUGACUAAGAUUCCUUACAUAGGGGGCUACACUGACUCUAAGGGGGAAGACCUUACUUUAAGGACCGAUAGCUCUGGGCUUCUCAACGGUGACACAAAGGAUGGAGCCCCACCCUUAGUGACGUGAGGGGAUAGAAUAGGUUAUGGAGGGUAAUUUAGGGAGGCAUGUAUACGUUCAUCUUCUAGUUUGUCUUUCUUUUUAAAUGGCACUGAUAUUUGAAUAAAG
Molecule: messenger RNA, 1815 nt
Organism: Dendronephthya gigantea
Lineage: Eukaryota; Metazoa; Cnidaria; Anthozoa; Malacalcyonacea; Nephtheidae
Product: pre-mRNA-splicing regulator WTAP-like
Exons: 8
Coding region: 73-1716 (547 amino acids)
Biological process (GO): regulation of alternative mRNA splicing, via spliceosome
Cellular component (GO): nucleus
Source: RefSeq, a predicted model, not a curated record